Molecule: messenger RNA, 2083 nt
Organism: Elaeis guineensis (African oil palm)
Lineage: Eukaryota; Viridiplantae; Streptophyta; Magnoliopsida; Arecales; Arecaceae
Source: RefSeq, a predicted model, not a curated record
CUUCCCCUUCCUCCACUGUUCUUUUGGCAAAAAAAGAAAGAAAGAAAGGAAGAAUCCAAAUGGAAAACCAGUCAAUAUAGGGAAUACUUGUACAUGUCUUCAUCCCAUAUUAUAUCAUUAUUUUUUUAUUAUUUCCACCACCCUCUUCUUCUACCCUUAACAUGGAUCAUAGUUUCCACAGUCUUCGCUCUUCUUCCUCCCACCCUGCUACAUCAAUCAAUCUAGCCAAAUGGUAGUUUAGAGAGAGAAAGGGGGAAUAAUAUGGGGGGAGAGAAGGAGAUGGAUCAGGUGGUGGAGAUCUGUGAAGACGAAGAGAAGAGUGAGAAGAGCGAGAGGAGCGUGGGGAGCAGCCGAUCUCCAGGCCUGAUGAAGAGGCCAGCACCAGCCCUGGACCUAAACGAGGUUGUGGCCGCCGAGGGGAGCGAGGAGUGGGAGGUGGAGAGAGGAGAUGAUGAGGAUGAUGGGGGGAGCACCACGGAGGUUGCAGGGGGAGGGAGCUCCAGCAACAACAGCAGCACUAACAAUUGCAGCAACGAAGACAACAAUAACAGUGGUGGAGCUGAAGGGAGCGGCGAGAGAGUGCCCAGGGUGAGGCCGUAUAUCCGCUCCAAAAUGCCAAGGCUCCGGUGGACACCCGAUCUCCACCUAUCCUUCGUCCAUGCCAUCGAGCGGCUCGGUGGGCAAGAGAGAGCAACUCCAAAGUUGGUUCUUCAGAUGAUGAAUGUGAGGGGACUAAGUAUUGCUCAUGUAAAGAGCCACUUGCAGAUGUACCGAAGCAAGAAGCUAGAUGAUUCUGGACAAGAAAAGUCAGGCAUGUCUUCAGUUAUGUCACCAAUGGAUACGCGUCCGGGAAGAGGAGAUCGCCUUCAUGAGAUGUUCUACCAAAGAUCAGGUGCACACCAGUACUUUAGAAUGGAGAGUGGAGGCUUCUUCCCUUCCAGGAGCGUCCACGACCAUGACCGCCUUUACAGCCUUCUCCAUCGACUGCAACUCCAACGGCCGCUUGAUCUCAGGAGCUGCAACUUUGGCGGGCAUCAACAGUGGGCUUUUAACCAGCAAGCGGCAGCAAGAGCUAGCACCAUGAAGGACCACAGUCCAGCGAGUGUUUUGACGCAGGAUAUGGUCUAUAGAAAGGAUGAGAAGCCGUCGACAUCUCACACGUUUGACAUGAGGGAGACGACUGCUGGAAAUGGGAGCAUGAGACCCUCGCACCAAUUCCUUGAGGAAAGAAGGUGGCUUCCUGGCGAAAUGGUUGCUAAGCAGAGACUGGAAGGCAAUAGGAUUGGCAGCUUAGAUUUGGGCGUCCGCAGCUCGAGUCCCCUUGCCAAGGCUCUACCUAUGAACCCAAUCUCUACAGAUUCUUCUUUGGGAUGGAAAGGGAGCAGCAAUUACUGCUAUAACGACAACAUUAUCCAUUCUAACUCUCAUCAUCCAAUUGUCAUCAACGACAGCCUCGAACCUCAAUUUGAAAAGAAUCCAUUUCGACUUGAGGUACUACAGAAGCAUCCGAUGAAUAAGCCCAUGACUACAUCCGAAGAGAUUCUUGCCAGAAAAGAGACCCAUAUCCCAGAGGUGAAGAGGAUGAGAAUGACGAUGGAGAGGGAUUGGAAUCCCAACCUGCACUUAAGCUUGAGCCCGAAUUUGGUAAAUGAUGAGAGUACCAGCAAGAAGGAUCAUGAAGCUGAAGAGGAAGGCGAUAGCGUGCUCGUACUUUCACUCUCUCCCCCUAUUUCCAUGCAACAAGAAGAAACCUCGAAGGCUGAAAUCCAGUUCCUACAAAGAGGUAGCAGCCACAAGGCCGCUCUGGGGCUGAGUACUUUAGAUCUGACCAUGUCAAUUAAGGCAUUGGAGUGAGAUCUUUCAAGUACUUGUCUUGAGGCCUUUCAAUAUGCAUAGUUAUGCUGCCGUGAAUAAGGUUUAGCCCAUGAUCCCUUUUGAGUCCUUGCAUUUUAGUGUUAGUAGCUCUGGGUUCUACAUGUUUUUGGAGUGCUAUGAUCAUUUGAAAUUGAUCUGUUGUCGUCGGAUCAUUAGGGAAAAUAUUUAAGAUAUCUAUGAAAACAGUGAGUUAGCCCCAGUUCUUGCA